GUGCCCUCCUCCCGCCCCCGCACCGCGCGGGCGGGGACCCACCGGUUCCGCUCCGCUUUAGCGGCGGCGAAGGGAGGACCCCAGGGAGCAGGACCCCGGCGUCCGGUCGCCCAGCCGUGUUCAGGCUUGGGCCCGCAUGGAGGGGACAGUGGAGUCCCAGACACCUGACCUGCGAGACGUGGAGGGCAAGGUGGGCAGGAAGACCCCCGAGGGGCUGCUCCGCGGGCUGCGCGGCGAGUGGGAGCCAGGAAUCUCUGGCGCCCUGCUGCUCCCGGGGGAGCCUAGCUCGGGCCACGGGCUCGGGGACAAGAUCAUGGCGCUGAGGAUGGAGCUGGCUUACCUGCGAGCCAUCGAUGUGAAGAUCCUGCAGCAGCUGGUGACCUUGAACGAGGGCAUCGAGGCCGUGCGCUGGCUGUUGGAGGAGCGGGGGACGUUGACCAGCCAUUGUAGCAGCCUCACCAGCAGCCAGUAUAGCCUGACCGGCGGGAGCCCCGGCCGCUCAAGGCGAGGCAGCUGGGACAGCCUGCCAGACACCAGCUGCACCGACCGGCUGGACAGUGUCUCUCUUGGCAGCUUUCUGGACACGGUGGUCCCCAGUGAGCUGGAUGAACAGGCCCCCCCUGGGGCUCCCCGUCCCGAGGUGGACUGGGCAAAGGCUACACCUGGUGGGGAAAGGGGCAGGACUGAGGUGGACCUGACGGCCACCAGGCUAGGGAGCUUCAGGGCUAUGUGGAAGCCCCCAGGGGAGGGGCUCCAAGGUGGACCACCUGAGUCACCAGAGGACGAGAGUGCCAAUCUGGGAUUCGAGGCCCACUGGUACUGGGAGCCAUGCCAGGAUGAUGUGACCUUCUUGUAACAACUUUUCCACCCUUUUGUAUUCCUGUGGCUCUUUCAUCUCUUAGCCCUUGUCGCCCUCAAAAUUUAUGCUCCCUCAACCUAGGACGGGAAGAAGCUACACUGAAAUUAGUUACCAUGGAAACCUGGCUGAUCGCCCUCUGGUCCCUAGGGAAUCUCAGCCUUUAUCCCUCAAUUAUUGGGUCCUUUGAGCUAUUUCUAUAGAGAUAUUGACUCUAGAGGAUUGGCCUAUGGCUCCUAGUGUGACAAUAGCUCCCCCCUCCUCCUCCCCAGCCACCAAGUAACAAUAAAGGAAUUUAGGACCCCUCAGGAGAUCACGGAAGAUGUGGGAGUGUAAUUACCUCACCCAAAGUCUAGGAACCUUGGCCCACCGCUCUUGGCCAAGAUGGAGGAUUGACGAGGGACAUGGACAUUCAGGGCCAACCCUCAAUGGAUUGGCCCUCCCAGAGGCCUUUGGGGUUGGUGGGCCUACCCCUUCCAGUCUGCUGAGUGAUGUCAUUUCCAGCUAGGACGGCCCUAGCCCUUCCUCUGUACCCGUCCUUGGAUGGUGAUAGGUCAGUAUGAAGGUGCCUGAGCCCUUGCUGCUAAGUGAGAUUGUGCCAUUUAUUGUUCAAACCAUUACUUCUAGUGGGAACAUAUCACCCCUCCUGGCAGGAAAGUUUCUCACUGUCAGAUAUUUGUGCUGCUUUUCAGAAGGUUCUUACUUUUUAAAGGGUCUAUUCUCAUUUUAUCCUAGGAGAUCUCACUUCCUCUGUGGCCACAUCUCUGAUGCCAGCACUCCUGUCCCCAUGCACAGAUGUUCCUGGUUGGACAGCUUCCACUUCAGGUCCCAGGCUCCUUCUGUUGUCAGAUAGCCUGAUCCCUGCGUCAUAAAGUUUCCUGUCAACUUUUCAACUACUUGUUUUACUAUCUAUUGAUGAUGGUUCCAUGAAUUAUUUAUAACUAGCAAUUACAAAGUGGUGAUUUUUCUAAGGCUAUUAUUUUUUCUUCAUUUAUUAGCUCUAAUUCUGCACAGAAAACCUUUUUCACAUUCUCUGAGACUAUUUGGUUACCCUGAAAUAAAGUUCAUACCAGAAUGGCAAGAUAAA
Messenger RNA from Microcebus murinus (gray mouse lemur), 1943 nucleotides. The record is from RefSeq and is a predicted model, not a curated record. Lineage: Eukaryota; Metazoa; Chordata; Mammalia; Primates; Cheirogaleidae.